Molecule: messenger RNA, 1266 nt
Organism: Alternaria postmessia
Lineage: Eukaryota; Fungi; Ascomycota; Dothideomycetes; Pleosporales; Pleosporaceae
Exons: 2
Coding region: 1-1266 (421 amino acids)
Biological process (GO): tRNA-type intron splice site recognition and cleavage
Cellular component (GO): tRNA-intron endonuclease complex
Source: RefSeq, a predicted model, not a curated record
AUGGCCGACCAAGACGAAGACGUCUCGCAUCUGCGCGCACCUGACCCUGCCGACUACGACCCCACGGAGGAAGCGCAAGAUUUCCUCAAACUCGACAAACUCACUGCCCAAGACACGGCACACCCCACUCUACCCAAGCGCGGCGAAAAGGACUUUGAGAGCCAUGAGACGAAUCUCCAGCUCGACACGCUCGAGGCCUCGCGCCGGGCCAUGCACGGCGUCCUCUCGUGGCAGCGCACGCACACGCAGAAAGGCCAUAUCCUCGCCAUGUACGACCCCGAGCGCAACAUGGCAUGCGUCGACAGAGUCCGCUCACAGCACUUCCAGACGAUAGGAACGAACAAAGGAGGAAGAGAGUGGCUGUUGCCCGAAGAAGCCCUGUUCUUGCUGGAGCGAGGCACCUUGGACGUCCGGUGGCCGGUCAAGCGCGAGAUCGGCGACAAGACGGUAUACAGAACCGAAGAUGGCGCGCCCAUGAGUCUCCAGUCGGCGUAUGCUGCCUUCAUUGGGUUCGAGAGUGGUGUGGGUGGGAAGCUGACAUUGGAAAUGUACAACGUCUAUGCCGGACUGAAGAGAUCGGGAUACGUCAUCUUUAGGACAGGGACGUGGGACGAUGAUAGAGGGGAUAUCGUACAAGCGCCGCCUCCAGCAGCAGCAGCACAGCCAUCAUCCCGCCCGAGCAUCGUCACGCGCUUCUUCACCGAAGUCUGGCGGCGCCUAAGCCAGCCCGAACACCCCAUCUCCGCCGAGGCCCUCGCCUUCGGUCCGCUCAUCAAGCCUGGCUUGUAUCGCAGCUACAACGACAUCUACCGCCUUCUCAAACUCAUACCGACGCACGAUCGCUCCUCCCCUCCUACCUUCGUCCUCCCACCCUCCGCAGACAACCCAUACCGCGUCCACUUCGACGUCUACCGCACCACAGCCCGCUUCAAGAAGUCCGCUCGUGGUCCGCCAGACUUCCGUAUCUGCGUUGUCGACGCGCGCACAACCCCAAUACCCACGGGUGCACAGCUAAACGACCUCAUGGCGCAGGUGCCGGAGGACAGGCCCAAGGAGGAUGGUCAUCCCAACCAGAGGUUAAAGUAUGGGUGCAGGAAUGUGGUGCUCGCCGUCGUGGAUAAUGGCAUACCGAGCUACCUAAGGGUCGCGGAUAGUCCGUUUGAGGAGGUCAAGAUCUAUGAGAGGUCGGCGCCGAGAGGGAAGGGCGGAGGGAGAGGAGGGAGAGGAGGUAGGGGAAGGGGGCGGGGAAGAGGCCGUGGGAGGUGA